UUUUUUUUUUUUUAAAUACAAUGCCUAUCUUUAGGAUGAUUAUAAAUUUCAGUCUCGAAAACAUGCAUCGGAUACACGACGACGAGUAUUCUGAGGAUGCCAAGGAAUCUGACUUCAAGGGCUCAAUUCAGAAGGAGAUAUCAGUCAAGUCGCGACACCAAAUUUCCAUUCCAGAUAUAUGCUCAGAUGCUGUUAAGAACAACUGUUUUCCGCCGACGGGCUUUCUGAAUAACUCGAUCGCCUUUGCCUCACACGUGGUUAAGUGCAGUUCUCCGGCCUCGAGCAUCGAUGAAUCCUCAUCAACGGCCCAGCACGAGCCCAGUCCCCACAUGCACAUACAGGGUCAGCAUAUGAUGGCACCCGUUCCCGAUCUGGGCUUCUACAAUGUUCCCGAGUUCAUUUCCGAGCAGGAGAAACUCAUGUUCUCCGACGCGGAAAGGUUCUUGAGGUCGAAAGAUAAUGAGGUGUGCAACAAUGAUUUCAGCUAUAUGCACGAUGAGUUCGCCAUGCGAAAGUACUAUCAUCCUCUAUUUGCUCAUGGCAUAUGCCGCUGGCCCGGUUGCGAAAUGGAUUUGGAGGAUAUCACAUCGUUUGUCAAGCAUCUGAAUACUGAACAUGGAUUGGACGAUCGAUCAACAGCCCAGGCACGGGUUCAAAUGCAAGUUGUCUCCCAGCUGGAAUCCCACCUGCAAAAGGAAAGAGAUCGCUUGCAGGCUAUGAUGCAUCACUUGUAUUUGUCCAAGCAGCUUUUAUCACCCACUAAAAUCGAUAGGAAGGACGUGCCCGGUAGAGAAGGAAAGUUUUGCCGGAGUCCGCUUACAGUGAAUAGCAUAGGUCGACCCAUCCGCCAAACAAAUUCACCCAGUCCUCUAAAUCUUCCAAUGGUUAAUUCCACUAACUUAUGCUCGAUCAAAAAGAGAAACCACGACAAAAAUACAUUUUCAAUAAAUGGCGGUUUACCCUAUAUGCUGGAAAGAGCCGGGCUUGAUGUGCAACAGGAGAUCCACCGAAACAGAGAGUUUUAUAAGAAUGCUGAUGUACGACCGCCUUUUACUUAUGCUUCGCUCAUACGACAGGCUAUAAUUGACUCCCCUGACAAGCAGCUAACCCUUAACGAAAUCUACAACUGGUUCCAAAACACAUUUUGCUACUUCCGUCGCAACGCAGCUACGUGGAAGAACGCAGUUCGGCACAAUCUGUCCCUUCAUAAAUGCUUUAUGCGGGUUGAGAAUGUGAAAGGAGCAGUUUGGACUGUCGAUGAGAUUGAGUUUUACAAAAGACGACCGCAGCGCACUGCUGGCAUUGGUAACAACCUGACUGGUGCUACCAAUUCGCCGGACACUAACUAUUUUGUAGCCAUGAACAUUGGGUAUGUGGGUCUCAAAUAGUUUACUACUCACUUUGCUCCAAACUCCUUCCAUUUUGCUCUGUUCGUAAAUAUAUGUAUGCCAUUGAAUGCAUGCUCUUAUAUCGAAAUGAUAUAAUAUGACAUUAUACGAUCUUUUUACAGCACAUAUUGUAAACAGUGAUUCCAAUCUCUUAGUGGUAAAUCCCAAAAUGAUGUCCGUCUGCUUAUCGGUCUGUAUGUCCGUGCGGGAAUUUAGCUUGUGAAGAUGAUCCAGGUUUUCGUUUAUAAAGGAUAAAGGAACAAAAUGCUGCAAUGAAAAUAAGACGACCGAAGACAAAUGAACUAACCAUAAUAUCUCAAUGAACUCUUUCUUCCUUUCCCGAUAAUGCAUAUUCCUGUUUCCGACUCUUGAUGGGGCUCUUAUUUUGUCCAACAAACCAUAAAGAAUGCGAUUCGUACGAACCUUUCCUUGCACAAGUGCUUUG
Drosophila erecta is the source of this 1833-nucleotide messenger RNA. RefSeq names its product forkhead box protein P1 (gene FoxP). Gene Ontology annotation, biological process: regulation of transcription by RNA polymerase II. The transcript has 7 exons. The record is from RefSeq and is a predicted model, not a curated record. Bases 21 to 1388 code for a protein of 455 amino acids. NCBI's taxonomy places the organism in Eukaryota, Metazoa, Arthropoda, Insecta, Diptera, Drosophilidae. Gene Ontology annotation, cellular component: nucleus. Gene Ontology annotation, molecular function: RNA polymerase II cis-regulatory region sequence-specific DNA binding; DNA-binding transcription factor activity, RNA polymerase II-specific.